UAGCAAAAAUUUCUGUGUGCAGUUUGGUAGAUGAGGAUUGGAAACUUCUCGGACUGGGUAAUUCACCUCGGACGCGUAUUAUGCGUGUGCCAUAUGCCAAUUAACCAACUAUAAAAAUUACUACUCCUGCACUUCGGCAAUAUAUAGAGAGAGAAUGUCUGAGCACAGAGAGAGAGAGAGGUUGGGGAUUAGAGAACUAUGGAGUAACAAGAUCAGCAGAGAGAAACUGAGAGAAGGGGAUCACAUAUACUCAUGGAGGAAGGGCAGCCUCUACGCUCAUCACGGGAUAUAUAAUGCAGCUCAGGAGAGGGUGAUCCACUUCACUCGGGCUGCGGAUCAGGAGAGUGGCAUACCAAAAUUGGAUAAAUCAGCUGAGAAAUUUACCUCCUCCGACAACCCAUGCCCAAGUUGCGGGUAUCACUCAAAGCUUGAUGGUGUCAUAUCUUCCUGCAUUGAUUGCUUCCUUUCUGACGGUGAACUCUACCGGUAUCAGUAUGACGUCUCAUGGACCUUCUAUAAAUUAAAACGACGAGGGACCUGUACCCGUAAGGCUUCUGAUGCACCCAUUGAUGUCCUUUCACGCGCUCAAACUUUUCUUGAUGAUGGUUUUGGUGAAUACCACGUCGUUACCAACAACUGUGAGAACUUUGCAAUCACUUGUAAGACAGGUGAAGGCGAUGGCACGGCGACAGGACAGGCAGCAUUCUUUUUAAGGACUGUUCCAGAUUUCUUGAGAGACCGAUUCAGCUCUAUCAAUUGAGGCCCAUAGAGGUACCGGUGCUGCGAAAGACGUUUUUGGAUUUAGCAUUUAAAAAUAUCCUCCUUUACUUUAUUGUAAUUUAAUUUAAAUUAAAAUGUAAAACUUCUUGAAAAGUUGUCCAAGUCAACUCUUUAGAGUUUUAGAAGUUUGGCGUGUGUGUAAUGCGCGUAAAUGUGAGUAUUUCUUAUCUUGGGACGAUUCAAUUGCAAAUCAAUGUAACAAUGGAUUUUUUUUUUUUUUUCCUUUAACAAAAUUGACCAAAUUCUGGAAAGAACACUUUUUCUCCUUUUCAUAGGAGCUUUUCUUCA
Cornus florida is the source of this 1068-nucleotide messenger RNA. RefSeq names its product protein LEAD-SENSITIVE 1-like. The record is from RefSeq and is a predicted model, not a curated record. The transcript has 2 exons. Bases 155 to 760 code for a protein of 201 amino acids. Lineage: Eukaryota; Viridiplantae; Streptophyta; Magnoliopsida; Cornales; Cornaceae.